AAAAGGCGGGCGCCUCCCGCCUCCGAAAGCCGAACAACAACACACUGCGGAACAUCACGCCUCCGGCUGUCUCGGCGCUCGUCGUCACUCUGAGGAUUACGCCAUGCAGGAGUACAUCGUUUUACCCGUUCUGCUGGCUGUGGCUCGUGCUGGAUACGUUGCGCCAGUGACUGGUUACAUUGAGACUGAGUCUUCUACAAGCCAUCAUUCGCAAGAUGUGGCCGGCAACUACGACUUCGGCUACAAGGCGCGACACCCCGGCGGCGCCACUUUCCGCCAGGAGACCGGCAACCCUUGGGGCCACAAGAUCGGCUCGUACGGCAUCGCCGACGCGGACGGACGGGUCCGCCUCGUCAAGUACGUUGCCGACCACAACGGCUUUCGCGUCUACAUCUCCACCAAUGAACCGGGAACGGCCGCCUCCAGUCCUGCCGGAGCUGGCAUCAACGCCCCCGUGGCACUGGCUGCGGCGCCCGCCGUGGCGCCGUUCCUUCUGCAGCCAUCAGCGCCUGUGGGAGUAGUUACUAAGGUCGCUCCCGCAGUGAAUGCUGCCCAUGUCUACGGCCCACCCAUAGUGGGACCUGUUCUCAAGCCAGCCGUACCCGUAGCUGCGGCGCUGCAUAGCUUCAGGCCGGUCUACGAGAAGAAGCCAUAUGUAACGGCUGCUGUGCAGCCGGGUCCCGAAGUCGAGUACGAUGCCCGGGACUACAGGGUCAGCAAUCAACGUUGGGCGCUGGGAACGGAGGCUACCUUACAAUUUGGAGUAACCGGCUCCAUCCCGACGACCAUUAUGAAGGCCCUCAUCGUGUUCCUCCUUGCGGCCGUUGCACGUGCCGGUGCUGUGCAGUACGCUCCUGAAGUUGGUUUCUCCACCCAGCAUCGGACGCAGGACGUCUGGGGCAACUACAACUUCGGCUACGACGAGAAGCACUCCGGCGGUGGCUCCUGGCGCAAGGAGUCCAGCGACGCCUCCGGCAACACCGUCGGCUCGUACGGCUUGCACGACGCCGACGGUCGCGUGCGCAUCGUCAACUACGUGGCCAACGCGUACGGCUUCCGCGCAUCGGUGGCCACAAACGAGCCCGGCACCGCCGCUUCCAGCCCGUCCGGCGUGGGCAUCAACGCUCCGCAGGGGCCCACCGGACCUCCCAUCGGCGCCUCCGGAAACGCCGGAGUAGCCGACGUUGUCUUUGCAGCAGCGGCGCCCGUCGCCGCUCCCGUUUCAAACUCGGCUGUCGCGGUUUCCGCUCCCAUUUCUAAACUUUCACUCGCUGCAACCGCUCCCGCCGUGACGUACGCUGCCGCCGGUCCGGCUUUCGCCGCUGCCUCCGCGGCCACUAACGCUGCUAAGUUCGCGGCAGCCUCUCCGGCUGCUUUCGUGGCUAACGUCUACGGUCCGACCAUUGGCGAACUUAUUGGGCACGCUUACGGCAAGCGCAUAUAGGCGAAAGAAGACAGAAAGCAAAAAAAAAGAAAAGAAAGUCGGACGUAUUCUUUUCUAUAGGCGCGGUAUUUCCCCGACUUCGUCCCACUUUUAAGUUAUUUAUGAUCAGACUACAGAAUCAGUCAGUUGACUGAACCACACGUCGUGUUUCAUUCCCCCGAGUCCGACAAAUAGCUUUUCGCGCACAUGUUUGUUGCCCUGAUUAGCACCUGCGUUUAUGUUCACGUUUGUGUUAUAAGCGUGUGUCUCUGACCAAACGACGUAUACUUAUACAAUAUUUCUGUCCUUGAAGUGAAAUAAACGCACUGCUAUA
This is a messenger RNA of Dermacentor albipictus, 1757 nucleotides long. The record is from RefSeq and is a predicted model, not a curated record. NCBI's taxonomy places the organism in Eukaryota, Metazoa, Arthropoda, Arachnida, Ixodida, Ixodidae.